Molecule: messenger RNA, 3141 nt
Organism: Drosophila virilis
Lineage: Eukaryota; Metazoa; Arthropoda; Insecta; Diptera; Drosophilidae
Product: transcription factor kayak
Biological process (GO): regulation of transcription by RNA polymerase II
Cellular component (GO): nucleus
Molecular function (GO): DNA-binding transcription factor activity, RNA polymerase II-specific; RNA polymerase II cis-regulatory region sequence-specific DNA binding
Source: RefSeq, a predicted model, not a curated record
UCGAAUUUUGAAAUUAACUGCACGCACAUUUCGAACAGUUGCGAAAUUGGCAAACGCUGCUGGCGGCGCGUCUGAAGCCGCCGGAAAGCGGGUAAGAAGCAGCAGCAACGCAGCAACAAUAACAACGAAUCUGAAGUCCAAAACGAACGAACAAAUAAAUGAUAAACGAAAGGCAAACGCAAAAGCCAAAAACGCGAAACGAACGAACCUAAUUUUGGCGCCCCAAAACUCAAGAGCAACAACAACUACGACAACAACAACAACAACAACAACAACUAUUUAAUGAUCAGCAAAAGCAACAUUACAAUUUUUAGCUUUUCCAAGAAAAGUUUGCUGUAAAUAUUUAAUUUAACAUUAAUUUUCUUUAACACGCUGUUGUUAAUACUCAAGUUAAGAAUAUCUAGCAUAUUGAUUAUAUACACAUAAUUGUUGUUCAUAUAUAUUGUUUUACGCCAAAACGAAUAUUUGUAAAGCUAGUCAAAAAAAAAUUACGAACUUUGCGUAUACGUAAUAUUUGCUCACUGCGUAUACUCAAUAAUUAUUAAGCUACACACACACACACACACACACACUAGUCUAUAAGCUACGCGCGUUAUGAUGAAAAAUCUCAAUGGUAGAACGCAUAAUGCGUGCUACCAGCCCUACUAUCAGCAACAGUUGCAGCUGCAGCAGCAGCAUCAGCAACAACAGCAACUGCAACAGCAACAACAGCUGUUGCAGCAGCAGCAACAAUUGCAGCUGCCUUAUGCGGCGCCAUACAACCAGCUGCAGCAGCAGCAGUAUACUCAACAGCAGUACUAUCAACAACAGCUGCAACAGCAACAACAACAACAACAGCAGCAGCAGCAGCAAUUGUUACGUCAGCAACAGCCCACGCUGUCGGUCUACCAGCAACAACAACAUGCAAAGCAAUCAUAUGGCCAUAACAACAGCAACAACAACGCCAACAUGACACAGACUGCACGCAGCAACAUGCAAACAGCAUCAAUUGCUACUGUGAGUGCGAACGGCAACAACAGCAGCAGCAGCAGCAGCAACGCCAACGCCGCGAACAGUGCGACAGCCGCAAUGGCCGCCAUGUGCCAAAUGCAAAGCUUUUUAAGCCAGCAGCAACAACAACAACAACAACAGCAGCAGCAGCAGCAGCAGCAACAACAACAACAAUACCACAACAAUUGUGCGCAUAUUAAUUAUAAUCAGCAACAGCAGCAGCAGCAACAACAACUGCAACAGCAACAGUUGUCCACAGCAGCAACAACAAAUGGCGAUAAAUUAGCAUUGGAUAAUGCCAGCGAAAUUGCAAAUUUUUUGGCCAGUGAGCUUUUUAUGCAGCAGCUCGUUACAUUUGAUGGCAUGCAGAGUGCACCGACGCUGACAACGCCGACGUUGACGCCGACUACGCUGCGCACCAUUGAGGAGACCAUCUAUGAGCUGACCACGGAGCCGCAAAUUGUGCCCUUUCAGGCGGGCUUUAAGCCACCGCCGCUGACAUCGCUGGGCGCCAUAACGAACAACAAUACAGUCACGCCCACAACGGCGGCGGCAGCGGCAGCUGCCACAUUGGCGGUGGUGAAUGCGAAUCCGAUCAAUGCGAAUCCGCAAUUCGAUUUGCUCGGCCUGAAUUGCAACAGUGUGCGCGGCAGCGAUACGGAGGACUCCAACGGUUCCUGGAACGAUGGCCAGCUGAACGAUGACCAAAGCACAACCGAUACUUCUAGUGCCGCGACAGACAGCACCUCGUAUCAGAAUGGUGGCCACAUGCUGGGCAAUGGCUCCAAUGGUGGUGUCAACAACUUCACCGUCGCUCUGGCGGCGGUCAACAAUGCUGGACGCGCCUCUGGCCAGGCUGGCGGCAACUCAACUACCUCAAACAGUGGAACUCCGGCGCGUCGCGGCGGCGGACGUCGACCUAACAAGGCGGCCAACAUGUCCCCGGAGGAGGAGGAGAAACGUCGCAUACGACGUGAACGCAACAAGCUAGCGGCGGCGCGCUGUCGCAAGCGACGCGUCGAUCAGACAAACGAGCUGACCGAGGAGGUCGAUGCGCUGAUUAAGAAGGGGGAGGACAUGAAGAAGGAGAUUGAGAAUUUGAAUGCGACCAAAAACCAGCUGGAAUAUGUCCUACAGGCGCAUCGGCCCACCUGUCAGAAGGUGCGCAAUGAUCUGCUCAGUGUGGUCACAUGUAAUGGAUUGAUUGCACCGACCACGUUGCUCAGCGCCGGCAGCUGCACGGGCACAGGCAGCCAACAUAGCAACAACAACAACAACAACAGCAGCAAUAACAAUAACAGCAACAGCAGCAACAAUAACAAUAACAACAGCAACAGCAAUGACAGCAGCAGCGGCGGCACCAUCACCGGUUUCGAUGCCACACUCAAUUCCACGGGGCGCAGCAAUUCACCGCUGGAUCUCAAGCCGGUGCUCACCGAUGAGCAGCUGCUGCAGCACAUCAAGAACGAACCGCAGGAUGUUGGCCUCGAUUCGAGCUCAUCAUUGGACCAGGAUGGUCCGCCGCCGGCCAAACGUUGCUUUGCGCUGCCCAACAUUGCCGCGCUGACCGCAUCCCUGACGACACCGACCGACCCCGGUUCCUGUUCACUGAACACGCCCAUAACUAGCACGGCGCCAAAUAUAUUUGCCAAUUUUGGCGGUGACCUCAACAGUCCCACAUUGAAUGCACUGAACAAGCUGCCCAAGGCGCGUCCCAAUACGCUCAAUGUCCAACAGUUGCAGCGUCCGUUUGUUGUCCAGCAAUUGGGCAACGAUGGCAACAAGGCGCCACCCACACAGAUACAGGGCGUGCCGAUACAGACACCAUCGACGGGCACCUUCAAUUUUGAUUCGCUAAUGGAUGGCGGCACUGGUCUGACGCCCGUAUCCGGGCCCCUGGUGCCCACCUGCUCGUCCCAGAACAAGCAUCCGCUGGAACUGCCAACGCCCACAAGUGAGCCGUCCAAGCUGGUUAGCUUAUAACCAGUGUAGGGUGCGUGGCGGUGGCGCGCGUCGCUAACAAAGUCAAACAUUACAUUUAGUUUUUAAUCUGUAAACAAGCAGCAUGCACCAUGCAGCAUGCAGCGUGCGGCAUGCAACAAUUUAUGCAUACAGAUUUACGUUUACAUAGCGAACGCUAAUUUAGAUUUA